CUGAGUGUGGGGAAGCUGACUCCUCCUCUAUGACUCCCCCUCUGUGUGUUUAUGUUUUCUGUAUGAAGCUGAGUGUGGGGAAGCUGUUCUCCCAGCAGACUUUGCUCUCAAACCCGUUCCACCUGCAGAUGCUGACCGGGGUUCCAGAGUCCAGUCUGUCUGAUCUGUUGCUGACGGUUCUCCGGCGGUCCGGUUGGAGGGAUGGGACUGUGGUUCUGUGUCGGGGUUGGGAGGAGUCUGGAGGUAUCCUGCAGCUCCUGGAUCAGACCAGUAGUGGUGCAUCAUGGGAUGGUGGAAGCGGUGCCACCUGGCGCCUGCGCGCUGUCUUGAACCUGACGCAGUCGUCACAUGACGAUACUCAGAUCCACGAUUUCCUGUCACGACACUUCAGACAGAACCAGUCCUCACCUGCGUCUGUGCUCCUUUUUGGAGCAGACCCUCAAUGCGCGGCAGGUGUUCUACGCAGCGCCCAAGACUUGGGACUCACGCUACCCAUGAUGCACUGGGUUCUAGGCAAGCCGCUAAGCCCUGAUGCAUUGCACGCCAUUGGACUGCCGCUCGGCCUGCUGGCCUACGGAGAGGUACAGAGGAAACCCCUCGAGUUUUACGUCAGAGAUGCUCUGCAGCUCAUCUCCAGAGCCAUCGCCACAGCAACCAUGGUGAGACCGGACUUGGCUCUGAUCCAGAACACGGUGAACUGCUACGACACGUCUGAACACCAGGUACCAUCAUCAGGACAGUACCUGACCAGGUUUCUGUCCAACACGUCUUUCUUAGGUCUGACAGGUCCGGUCCGGGUCCACCUGAACCGGUCUCAGGUGGUGACCUCACAACGUUUCCACAUCUGGAGCCUGCGACGUGACGCGCUUGGUCAGCCCACCUGGGUGACUGUAGGCAGUUGGGAGGGGGGGGAGCUGAAGGUGGAGGACCAGGGAGUCUGGCAGGGACCCAAACCUCCCCACAGGAUGGAAGGUGGGAGCGGGAGGACCAGGGGGCGCUGGAGGCCGGGGAUGCCAGUGGCGGGUAGCCGAGUCCGUGUGGUUACCCUGGUUGAACAUCCCUUUGUGUUCACACGGGACGUGGAUGACGAAGGGAGCUGCCCUGCUGGUCAGUUCUGCCUGGACGCCAGCACCAACAGCUCAGAGACCCUGCAGAGGUUUUUCAGGGAGGUGGCCGGUGGGAAUGGCAGCUUCCUGCCUGCAGAGUACAGCAAGUGUUGCUAUGGAUACUGCAUCGACCUGCUGGAGAAGCUGGCCGAGGAUCUGGGCUUCGAGUACGAUCUCUAUAUCGUUGGAGACGGGAAGUAUGGAGCGUGGAAGGCUGGGCGCUGGACCGGGCUGGUAGGAGAUCUUCUGAAUGGACUAGCAGAUCUGGCUGUCACCUCCUUCAGUAUCAACUCAGCGCGGAGCCGGGUCAUCGACUUCACGUCACCCUUCUUCUCCACCAGCCUGGGAAUCCUGGUGCGCAGUAAGGACACGGCAGCCCCCAUUGGAGCCUUCAUGUGGCCCCUGCACUGGUCUAUGUGGGUGGGCAUCUUCUUGGCGUUGCACAUCACAGCGCUCUUCCUAACGCUGUAUGAGUGGAAGAGUCCGUAUGGCAUGACGCCUCACGGGCGCAACAGGAUCAGGGUAUUCUCAUACUCCUCUGCCCUGAACCUCUGCUAUGCCAUCCUGUUUGGACGCACCGUGUCCUCCAAGACCCCCAAGUGCUGGACUGGCCGCUUCCUAAUGAACCUGUGGGCAAUCUUCUGUCUGCUGGUGCUGUCCAGCUACACCGCCAACCUUGCCGCUGUCAUGGUGGGAGAGAAGACCUUUGAGGAGGUUUCAGGGAUCCACGAUGCCAAGCUGCAUCACCCCUCGUGGGGUUUCAGAUUUGGGACGGUGAGGGAGAGCAGUGCAGAGGACUACAUGAAGAAGAGUUUUCCUGAGAUGCACGAGUACAUGAGACGAUUCAAUGAACCAACUACACCUGAAGGCGUCGCCACUCUCAAGUAA
Messenger RNA from Labrus bergylta (ballan wrasse), 1994 nucleotides. NCBI's taxonomy places the organism in Eukaryota, Metazoa, Chordata, Actinopteri, Labriformes, Labridae. The record is from RefSeq and is a predicted model, not a curated record.